AUGAACUUUUUCAAAAGGAAGUUCUCAUUUCACGAGGAGGACGGGGAGACAUCGUUAGAAGAUCCGUCGAAUGCUGCACCGGCAAACGCUUUCUCAUUUCAAUCUAUCGCCAGCAGGGUGUCCAGUACUAUCAGUGCCCCAACGUCCCCAGCCAGGUCAUCAGAAUCGCUGGCUGCUGCCCUCGAACGCUCUUUACAGUAUGACCGCAGUAGAGCCCCGCCGGUAAUGCCGCCAGAUGCGAAGGUGUUGCUCGUCAUCGACAGCCAUGCUGUAGACUGGAGCAAGUAUUUCCGGAAUCCAGCCGAAUUCCCCAUAAGAGUCGAGCAGGCUGACUUCCCUGAGCUCGACGUACUUUGCACAGAGCAUAGCCUAACGAUAGAAAUUUGUCAAAAUGGACGGGAUCCGAGAACCUUCUGCCCUCAGGCAGCUUUCGUAGGACCUUCUGCUACGAGAAGCCCACAAUCCAAGACAAUACUACGAGCAAUGAUCGCCGCGGGGAUCCUUUUUGUUAACAGUCAUACUUCGAUGAUAGCGUUUAUGGACAAAAACAACUUGAAAAAACAACUGCGAAAGUUGGUCUUAGCAGACAGUAGUCGUAUCCCUAUACUUCCUACGAUUCACUACCCACACUUCCACAAAUUCCAUCAACCUACCACAUUUCCCGUUGUAAUAUCCGUGAAUGAAGGUUACCAAGGCAUUGGAAAAAUCAAGGUGAACAGCAAUGAAGAGUUGUGCGACGUCGAAGGAAUGCUUCUAAUUAUGGGAAAAGGUGACACGGAGGUAGAAGUCGAACCAUACGUUGAACUCAAAUACGACUUACAUGUCCAAAAAAUAGGCAACGAUAUAAAGACUUUCUUGAGACGAGGAAUUUCGAAGAACUGGAAGAGUAAUGUGGGAUCGUCAGUUCUAGAGCAGAUCCAUACCACUGAUAGGCAUAAGCAGUAUCUGCAUGCAAUCUGCGAGCAUGUUGGUCGGAUGUCGAUCUGCUCCAUAGACAUACUCGUCUCCAAAGAAGGUCGUGAGUACGUUCACGACAUCAACGACGUCAUUGCUCUGUUCGGUGAGUCACAAGAAGACGAUCGUCGGAACGCCGCCGCUUUGUUACGCGCAUUGCUCGCACCUCCUCCGCGACUGCCGUCACGUCCAUCCAUGGAACAUGUGGCACGACACCGGGAAGCCCGCAUACCGUCGCAAAAUAUGCAGCAUGCACCGAAUAUAGAGAAAAAGCCGGUAGAAGUUAUUGAACGGAAAGAGCUGAAGGAGCAGCCUUCGGUGACGUCACAAACCUCGUUUGCCGACGACACCAUGGGGCAGUUGAAACGCACGUUUGCAGGCAUCUUCGGGGACGUGGGAUAG
Molecule: messenger RNA, 1356 nt
Organism: Necator americanus (New World hookworm)
Lineage: Eukaryota; Metazoa; Nematoda; Chromadorea; Rhabditida; Ancylostomatidae
Exons: 10
Coding region: 1-1356 (451 amino acids)
Biological process (GO): neurotransmitter secretion
Cellular component (GO): synaptic vesicle; synaptic vesicle membrane
Molecular function (GO): metal ion binding; ATP binding
Source: RefSeq, a predicted model, not a curated record